UGGAAACAUCAUACGUCGAUAGCAUGCAGUUACCUGUGGCGUGUGAAGGAUUGUGAGACGACAGCACAAUCACCUCUUGGUUUCUAAUCUUUCGUAAAAUAAUAUGUCUUACUGAGGAAACGACCUAUGAAUGGCAAGGAUGCCAGACGUCUUUAAAACAGUGAAAGUCAUUAUACUACGCCCUGUACCAAUAAAACGACUUGAGUAAUGCUCUAACAGAGACAAUAAUGGCGACAUAAACAUUUGUGGAACCUGUUCGUCUACUCGUGGAAGUAGGCGUUGAGAGGACAGGAGGCAGCAAUUUCAGGUAUACUAUGAACCUUUCCAACCUCACAUCUGCUUCAGAAGUAGCCAGGUAUAAUCUGACUGAGUAUAACAUCCUUAACGACAUUAUCCAGAACCAGGUAGUGCAAGCCCUCUUCUGCAUGGUAUACACCUGUAUUUUUGUGCUCGGCGUGUUCGGAAACGUGCUCGUGUGCUAUGUAGUGGGCCGGAACCGUGCCAUGCAGACGGUGACGAACCUGUUCAUCAGCAACCUGGCCCUGUCGGACAUCCUGCUAUGCAUCCUCUGCGUGCCCUUCACCCCUCUCUACACCUUCCUGGGCUCUUGGAUAUUCGGCAGUACUCUGUGCCACGUGGUGGCCUUCGCGCAAGGCACCAGCGUGUACAUAUCGACGCUGACUCUCACGUCAAUAGCGGUGGACCGUUUCUUCGUCAUCGUCUAUCCGUUCAAGCCGCGCAUGAAGCUGGCGACGUGCGCCAUCAUCAUAUCCUGCAUAUGGCUGUUCUCCGUGAUGGUCACUCUCCCGUACGGCAUAUACACCGUGCUGCGCGCUGACAGGAGGGCGUUCUACUGCGAGGAGCACUGGCCGUCCGAGAGGGUGCGGCAGGUGUACGGCGGCCUCACGGCGACGCUGCAGUUCGUCCUGCCCUUCUUCAUCGUCACCUUCUGCUACGUGAACGUCUCGCUGAAGCUGAACGAUCGCGCCAGGGCCAAACCGGGCAGCAAGAACUCGAGGCGGGAGGAGGCGGAUAGGGACCGCAAGAGGCGCACCAACCGCAUGCUCAUCGCCAUGGUGACCAUCUUCGGCGUCUCCUGGAUGCCGCUCACCAUCGUCAACCUGACCAACGACCUGUACAUGUCGACGGGCCGCUGGGAGUACUUCAACCUGAGCUUCUUCGUGGUGCACGCGCUCGCCAUGAGCUCCACCUGCUACAACCCGUUCCUGUACGCCUGGCUCAACGAGAACUUCCGCAAGGAGUUCAAGCUGGUGCUGCCGUGCUUCGACCGGGCGGCGUUGCUGGCGGGAGGCCAGCGCGGGGGCAGCAACAGGGCCGGCGGGGGCGGCGGCGGCGCCACCACGGCCGGGGGCGGCGCGUCGGGCCGCUCCUACGGCGGCGGCGGCGGCGGCGGGGGCUGGAAGUCCGAGCGCACCACCUGCAACGGCAACGAGACGCUCGACUCGGUGCUGCUGACGUCGGCGGUGCACUGCCGCAGCACCUCGGUGCGCCGCCCCACCGCCAGCUCCAUCCCCGAGGAGUUCGAGCCGCCACCGGCCGGCGACGCCGAGGGCGGAGCCGCCGCUUCCUACUCUGCCAUGGCGGACGAGGUCCACCUGCACCUGGGACCUGGUCUCCAUAAGCCCGACGUCCCACCAGGCGUCCUCCUGGAGUCCCUCUAGGAAUCGGAAGGGCUCACGACGGUGCUGUUGAAAGAAAAAUGCCUGUUUGCUGCUUCUAUACUGGUUGUUUCACAAAACAAUUUACUCUUGCGAGAUGGAGUUCGUGACGACAAAGAUGCUACUGGAUCAAACUGGAUCACCUGGAACUAAUGGUAUUGUGGCUACCUGAGUGUUGAGAUGAACAAUUUACCUGACACUACGGAAAUGAUCAGUUCAUUUUGACAGAAGACAUUUUUGAAACAAGGGAUAAUAAGACUGUUUUGUUAGUGAUGUUUAAUUUCUGUAACACUGUGUUUCAAGCUCAGAUCAGAUCUGCUACCUCUCGAAAACGGUAGUACAUAUCUACACUGUCUAGCAUUCAUCUGAUCGUAGCAGUCUCUUAAAAAGCUUGAAGACUCGUCAAGUUUAACGCUGAUCCUGAAAUUUCGCUAGCUGCUCUAGCAAAAAAUGUAAUUCAGUAACUGCUAGUAUAAUAGAAUGACGAAUUUUAGUCCUCGCCUGAAUGAAAAUGUUUGGUGACAUGUUUCACACUCGUGCAGUUACAUACACCUUUGAAGGAAGUUAAGGAUGUUUAUUACCUUAUUUAAGUCACACUCAAUAUCACAAUACCGAACUGACGAAAGAGUUACGUGAAGUAUACAAAAAAUGCUGAGGCCUAUUUUUUAAAGGAAGUGAAGCGUAGAGAUUUAUUCUUAAGAUUUUCAUGUACAUCGGACUAUAUCAACACGAAAAAGAACAAAACGUCCUCACCUAAAUAUUACUGUUGGAAUGAUGUGUAUCGACAGAACAGACGUGAACGUAGCCGACGAUCAGUGAACGUCAGUGACAUUUCGUUCACGUAACUCCUCAGCUGUCUUACAGAGGCUCAGUGCGUUUUCCCUCUAGUUACCCGACCUUGAAAACAAACACUUGGCGUGGAUCUGCCUCCUCUUCCCAACACUAAAUGACGCUACGAAGAACACAUAUGUCGUAGCAAAGGCCCAAUCGCCAUUUUACUGAACGUACACUUAACGUGCCGCCAAGUGCUUGCACCUUAGAGCCUAAAUUAUCUGAGCGAAUCUGCAAACGCACACUUCAAUACAUGCACACAUCUGUGUGUACGUGACAGAUGACUACAAAUUAUGUACUCGUAUUCAUUUCUUAGAUGGCAGAGUCUAUUUCGAGAACACAGUGCUCCCAGCUUCCUGUAACAACUGUUCCCGCAAGAAGCAUUUACAGUAGCUCAGAGUAAACUUUUGACUCUCUGACGAAAAGACUGAUACUACGUAGCUUCGCCCUACAGCCUAUGAAGAGAGUCACUAUGGAAGUCUUUAAGCCGGAAAAAAUGUAACGGCUUGUAGAUGAAAGCGAUUACCGCAGACUUUUAUCACUGUUUGAUGUACAUAAUAGUUUAUCGGAGCGUAAUUCGAGUUAUGUGUAUAGCCCGCACACAAAUAACAGUAGUAACUACAACGAGUAGUAUUUAUCAUAACCAAAAAUAAAGCUUCAAGUAAAACUGGUAAUCACUGUGCCUAGUAAUCUACGUGUGUUCACCGACUGUUACGUUGUUUUGGCUGUGUACAUGGUAUGCAAGGAUAAAAAAUAUAAAUUAGGGUGUGAACAAGAUUUCAUAAACGGCGUAGACAGGUGGAACUGAGCCCCCACAUAUAUGCCGUAGUCGCCCAAGAGAAUCGUGGAGUGAUAUGACUUUAGUCCUCCUUUUGUAAUGCUUACUCGAGAGGUGGAGAAGCAUGUUAAAUGUAUAUUGCAAAGUACAUCGUGCGCCUACACUUUGAAAUUUGGUGUGCUUCGUUGUAUGACACGCAAUCGCAGUGCUACCUACUCCUUAUUUCUGCCUUACGAAAGCGCCUGACUGCAUGUGUUGUUAGAAUGGACUCGACUAUUAAUAUUUAAUGUUGGAAACGACAUUGAGAGUGUUCUGCAAGGAGAAUCUGCUGU
Schistocerca gregaria is the source of this 3620-nucleotide messenger RNA. RefSeq names its product prolactin-releasing peptide receptor-like. Gene Ontology annotation, biological process: G protein-coupled receptor signaling pathway. The coding region runs from base 315 to 1682 and encodes 455 amino acids. The transcript is spliced from 2 exons. Gene Ontology annotation, molecular function: neuropeptide Y receptor activity; neuropeptide binding. NCBI's taxonomy places the organism in Eukaryota, Metazoa, Arthropoda, Insecta, Orthoptera, Acrididae. Gene Ontology annotation, cellular component: neuron projection; plasma membrane. The record is from RefSeq and is a predicted model, not a curated record.